CCAGGGGUUUACACAUAUGAUGUUCAUGGCGCCACCGAAUGUGGACUUUUUUUAAUUCAACUCUCUCUCUUUCUCUUCUAAUAUGAUUCAAAAUUUCAUCUUUUUCUUUCCUUGUUCUUCCACACCUAUAAGUACACCAAACCCACUUCACAUUUCUCUCAAAAUCUCUACUUUUUCUUCAUUUUCCCUUCUUUGAAGGAGAAACAGAGUUUGCUCUGUUUUUAUGAUUGGUUUUUUUUCAAGGGUUUUAAAACAGAGUGUUGAAGAUGGACAAUGGAGAGAUUUACAGAGUGAGCAGUACGCGUAUGAACAGCUCAACUAUAUGGAGGAACAGCGCCAUGGAUGUGUUUUCGAAAUCUUCUCGUGAUGAAGAUGAUGAAGAAGCUCUUAAAUGGGCUUCCAUUGAAAGGCUUCCUACUUAUUUACGUGUUAGGAGAGGGAUUUUGUCUCUUGAAGGUGAAUCUGCUAGAGAAAUUGAUGUUCAAAAUCUGGGUUUGUUGGAGCGGAGGAACAUCUUGGAACGGCUUGUCAAGAUCGCUGAGGAAGAUAAUGAAAGAUUCUUACUCAAAUUGAAGAACCGAAUGGAAAGAGUUGGGCUUGAUCUUCCUGCCAUUGAAGUUCGAUUUGAGCAUUUGAAUGUUGAAGCAGAGGCUCAUACAGCCGACAGAGCUUUACCAACCGUUUUCAACUUUUCUCUCAACAUGCUUGAGGGGUUUCUGAGCUACUUUCAUAUCAUCCCAAAUAGAAAGAAACAUCUAUCAAUUCUUCAUGAUGUUAGUGGAAUCAUCAAGCCAGGAAGAAUAAGUCUUCUUUUGGGGCCGCCGAGCUCCGGCAAGACGACGUUACUUCGAGCAUUAUCCGGAAAACUUGGGAAUGAUCUUAAAGUUUCUGGGAGAGUUACUUAUAAUGGACAUGGAAUGAAUGAGUUUGUUCCACAAAGAACGUCAGCUUACAUUAGCCAACAAGAUCUUCACAUUGGAGAGAUGACUGUAAGAGAAACGUUAUCAUUUUCAGCGAGAUGUCAAGGAGUUGAUCAACGUUAUGAUAUGUUAACAGAGCUAUCAAGGAGAGAAAAGGCUGCAAACAUUAAGCCUGACCAAGAUCUUGAUAUCAUCAUGAAGGCGGCUGCUUUAGGAGGACAAGAGACCAACGUUGUGACAGAUUAUGUUCUUAAGAUUCUUGGACUAGAAAUCUGUGCUGAUACAAUGGUGGGAGAUGAAAUGUUUAGAGGCAUCUCUGGUGGGCAAAAGAAGAGGGUAACGACCGGGGAGAUGCUGGUCGGACCGGCUAGAGCUAUGUUCAUGGACGAGAUAUCGACAGGAUUGGACAGUUCAACGACGUACCAGAUUGUUAAUUCAUUGAGACAAUCCAUUCAAAUUCUGAAUGGAACUGCAUUGAUAUCUCUUCUUCAACCUGCCCCUGAAACUUAUGAUCUGUUUGAUGAUAUAAUUCUGAUAUCAGAUGGACAAGUUGUGUAUCAAGGUCCACGCGAAAACGUGCUCGAGUUCUUCGAACAUAUGGGAUUCUCUUGCCCUCAGAGGAAAGGAGUAGCGGAUUUCUUACAAGAAGUGACCUCAAGGAAAGAUCAAGAACAGUAUUGGGCUAAGAGAGAUGAGCCUUAUAGAUUCAUCGAUGUGGGAGAAUUUUCUGAAGCAUUUCAAUCGUUUCAUGUGGGGAAGAAGCUUGGUGAUGAACUUGCUAUUCCAUUUGACAAAUCUAGAAGUCAUCCAGCUGCUUUAACAACAAAAAGAUAUGGUGCUAGCAAGAAGGAACUGUUGAAAGCAUGCAUUUCAAGGGAGUUUUUGCUGAUGAAAAGGAACUCAUUUGUGUACAUUUUUAAGUUAGUUCAACUGAUUAUCAUGUCUUUCGUGGCAAUGACGUUGUUUUUACGAACGGAAAUGCACCGGAGGACGACGGAUGACGGAUUAGCUUACAUGGGGGCGAUGUUCUUUGCAAUUUUGAUAAUCAUGUUCAAUGGUUUCUCUGAGCUAGCUUUGACAAUCCUGAAACUUCCUGUGUUCUACAAGCAAAGGGACUUGCUGUUCUUUCCGGCUUGGGCAUAUUCACUUCCCACAUGGAUUCUUAAGAUCCCUAUUUCAAUUGUUGAAGUAGGAAUUUGGGUAGCAAUGACUUACUACGUAAUCGGAUUCGAUCCAAACGUCGAAAGAUUCUUCAAGCAGUUUCUGUUGCUGUUGUGUGUGAACCAAAUGGCGUCGGCUCUAUUUCGUUUAAUCGCGUCGUUAGGACGAAAUCUCAUCGUUUCAAAUACAUUUGGAUCAUUUGCUUUACUAACAGUUCUUGUUUUGGGUGGAUUCAUCUUAUCUCGAGAAAACAUUCAUCCCUGGUGGAUUUGGGGUUACUGGAUCUCUCCAAUGAUGUAUGCACAAAAUGCUAUAGGUGUUAAUGAGUUUCUUGGCCAUAAGUGGAGUCAUUUGGCGCCGAACUCGACUGAAUCACUCGGAGUUGUGGUCCUUAAAGCACGUGGGAUCUUCCCAGAAGCUAGAUGGUAUUGGAUUGGGGUUGCAGCUACAAUUGGAUAUAUUUUGCUAUUCAAUUUUCUUUUCACUAUCGCGUUGAAGUACCUCGAUCCUUUUGGGAAGCCUCAGGCUGUACUGUCCUCCAAAGAGAGCUCAACUGAGAAAAGUGUGAAGAAAUCUGAAGAUGUUCAAGAAGGAAAUAGCACUUAUAAUGCAGAGAGGAGUGAGAAUGAGGUUAGUUUAUCAUCAAGAACAUCAUCUGCAAGAGUUGGAAGCAUUAAUGAAGCUGAUAGGAACAAGAAGAGAGGAAUGGUUCUUCCUUUCGAACCGCAUACGAUCACGUUCGACGAAAUUCGAUAUGCAGUAGACAUGCCACAGGAAAUGAAAUCACAAGGCGUUACUGAGGACCGACUCGAGCUUUUGAAGGGUGUGAGCGGUUCGUUUAGGCCCGGAGUUCUAACAGCCCUGAUGGGUAUCAGUGGUGCUGGAAAAACAACUCUUAUGGAUGUGUUAGCUGGGAGAAAAACUGGUGGAUACAUAGAUGGAAACAUCACCAUUUCCGGGUAUCCUAAAAAUCAAGAAACAUUUGCUCGGAUUUCGGGAUAUUGUGAACAAACUGAUAUACAUUCUCCGCACGUUACGGUCUACGAAUCACUUGUUUACUCGGCGUGGUUGCGGUUGCCUCCUAAUGUUGAUAAUGCUACCAGAAAGAUGUUUGUUGAGGAAGUUAUGAAUCUUAUUGAGCUCAACCCAAUAAGAGAUUCAAUUGUUGGAUUGCCUGGAGUCAAUGGACUUUCAACUGAGCAACGCAAGAGAUUAACCAUAGCUGUUGAACUUGUUGCAAAUCCAUCUAUAAUAUUCAUGGAUGAACCAACCUCUGGUCUUGAUGCUCGAGCAGCAGCCAUCGUAAUGAGAACGGUCAGGAACACGGUCGACACAGGCCGAACCGUCGUCUGCACCAUUCACCAACCAAGCAUCGAUAUAUUCGAUGCUUUUGACGAGCUCUUCUUGUUAAGACGUGGAGGUGAAGAGAUAUACGUCGGUCCCAUUGGUCGACAUUCGAUCCAUUUAAUCGACUACUUCGAGAGAAUUGAAGGAGUUCCAAAGAUCAAAGAUGGCUACAACCCUGCAACAUGGAUGCUUGAAGUCACCACAGCAUCUCAAGAAGCAAAUCUUGGAGUGAACUUCAACACAUUAUACAAAGAAUCAGAGCUUUUUAGGAGAAACAAGGAUUUGAUCAAACAACUAAGUGUUCCAAGUGAAAACUCCAAAGAGUUGUAUUUUCCCACUAAAUACUCCCAAUCUUUCGUGGUUCAAUGCAUUGCUUGCCUAUGGAAACAACAUCUUUCGUAUUGGAGAAACCCAUCAUACAGUGCUGUGAGAUUCUUGUUCACAACAAUCAUAGCCUUGAUGUUUGGAACGAUCUUCUGGGAUCUUGGAUCCAAGAGAGACACCCAGCAAGAUCUUUUCAAUGCCAUGGGCUCCAUGUAUACUGCUGUUCUAUUCGUUGGAGUACAAAACGCCACAUCAGUUCAACCAGUUGUGGCCAUUGAAAGAACUGUGUUUUAUAGAGAAAAAGCAGCAGGAAUGUACUCAGCAUUGCCAUAUGCUUUUGGACAGGUUGUGAUUGAACUUCCAUAUAUAUUCAUCCAAACAAUUGUGUAUGGAGUUAUAGUGUAUGGAAUGAUUGGAUUUGAGUGGACUGCAGCUAAGUUCUUUUGGUACAUUUUCUUCAUGUACUUCACUCUUUUGUACUUCACAUUUUAUGGGAUGAUGACUGUGGCUGUAACCCCUAACCACAACAUUGCUGCCAUUGUUUCAUCUGCUUUCUAUGGCUUUUGGAACCUGUUUUCCGGGUUCAUCAUCCCUCGAACGAAAAUCCCAAUAUGGUGGAGAUGGUACUAUUGGAUAUGCCCUGUGGCAUGGACACUCUAUGGGUUGGUGACAUCCCAAUUUGGGGACAUAGAAGACCGAAUGGACUCGAACCAAACCGUGGCGGAGUUUGUGAGAAGUUACUUCGGGUACAAGCAUGACUUUUUGGGGAUUGUUGCAGCAGUUCAUGUGGGGUUUACAGUGUUAUUUGGGUUCAUCUUUGCGUUCUCUAUCAAGUUCUUUAAUUUCCAAAAUAGGUGAUUCAAAACAAUAAACACUUUAGUAAUGUUGUGAGGAAUGAUAUGAAAGUGUAGCCUAUUCAACUAUUUUUUGUUCUUUUACUCAUUAAGCUUGUAAACAAAUAAAUGUUUUGUGUUCUCUAAAUAUAUAAUAAAAUAUUUUUU
Messenger RNA from Cucurbita maxima (winter squash), 4753 nucleotides. RefSeq names its product pleiotropic drug resistance protein 1-like. The transcript has 22 exons. NCBI's taxonomy places the organism in Eukaryota, Viridiplantae, Streptophyta, Magnoliopsida, Cucurbitales, Cucurbitaceae. Gene Ontology annotation, cellular component: membrane. The record is from RefSeq and is a predicted model, not a curated record. The coding region runs from base 267 to 4610 and encodes 1447 amino acids. Gene Ontology annotation, molecular function: ATP hydrolysis activity; ABC-type transporter activity; ATP binding.